CUGCAUUUCGAUUCUAAAAUCGAAAUGUUCAAACAAAAUCGAUAUGAAUUGUAUAAGUUAAAUUUUGGUUGUGCCAAUAUGGAGGAAUAAAAAUUGUAAAACUUAUUUUUCGUCGUAUUUUUAAGUAAUAUAAGUUUAUCUUGUGUAGAUAUUCGGAUAUAUUAAGUAUUAAAGAAAACAAAAUGUCUCGCUCUAUUCGUGCAGAGACUCGUAGCAGAGCGAAAGAUGAUAUUAAAAAAGUUAUGAAUGUUAUAGAUCGUGUCCGACAUUGGGAGAAGAAAUGGGUAACAAUUGGAGAUACUACAAUGAAAAUAUAUAAAUGGGUGCCAGUGACAGAGCCCAAAAAAUCCAUGAAACAUAGAGAAAAUAAGGAGAAUAUGAGGAAAAGUACUGUUUUGGAUACCUCCAAUUCAAAUUCAAAUUUUAGUUUAGCCGAAGAUUCCAACACUUGUUUUUCGACAGUCAGUGAUUCCCAAGGGCCUACAGACUUCUCUUCUUCACACAUGACAUUUUCUGAAGAUUCUAAUUCGCAGGGUAGUGAGAUGGUUUCAGUAAAGAGAAUGAAAACUGAUCGAGACUGAAUUUUAUAAAUUUCUCUUCUGUGGAGAUUGUAUUUAAAUUGUUUUUAUAUACGGAUGUAAAUCAAAUAUUGUUAAAAUUACCGAGAUUCUUUUAUCUGAGAAAUAUUUCAGUUUAUAACUACAGCAAGAAGUGUCAAAUGAGACUUUGUUAUAUAUUGUAUCACUAUUGCUCUUAUCAUGUCGCACCUUCGCUCAAAUAGUGUCAUAAGUCAAAAAAGCAAAGUCGAGAAAAUGACGUUUCAAAGUGCUGUAUUUUUUCCGGGUUUAAUUCAAAAACUAUUAAAAUUAGGAUAAUAACUAUUUUAGUCAGUUACAAAAAUGUUUUUGAAACUCUACAAAAUAGUGUAUUAAUUCUGCUAUAACUAUUAAAAAAAAAUUUUUUUUUGAGUUGUGACACUAUACAGAUAAAGUACCGAAAAAUUUAUGAAAUAUUUAUCAAAAGUGGCUCUUGCAGUACCGAAUAUAAUAUCAUUAUUAUUAUCUGGUUAACAGGCUUAUACUUUUUAAUGAUGUAACUUUAAAUACAAUUAACAACAUUAAACAAAAAAUACUGCAAAAAUAAAGAUAAAUAAGUGAUAAAUGAUAAAUUUGAAUAAAGUAAUCACAACGAAAAAUAAAAAAACGAAAAUACAUUUUGAUAUGCAAAUUGAAGUCUGGCAACAACGUAAUUCAGAAAUUUAAAAAUAAACAGUCAUAAAUAAAAAUAGUAGGUUUGUAGGUCAAUUGCAUCUGGUAGGUAAAGAAAUCUAAAUAUCAACCAAAGGAUACCACUUCUGCAGGGGUCUAGUGUUUACAUUUUUCCACUCUGUCUGUGGUCGUCCCCUCACAUCAAACAAACCAAGAAUUUGGUUUGUUUAAUGUUAUUUUGUAAAAGAAUGGGUAUUUCUUACUUCUUAACAAGUAGGUAUUUUGGGUAUUAAAAAAAAUAUUAUAUCAGUUACUUUGUUAAGGAUACAGAACGGGUAAAGUGUGCAUUUAUGAAUUACCCAGAACACUAAAUGGAGAGGCAUAUAAAUUUCUUGUAAAAUAUUGUGCCGGUACUUCCUGAAGUGCGUUUGCAAACACGACGUGAAAUGUGGUUUAUUCACGAUGGAGCCCCAGGGCUGUGAAAAAUCUUCUGGACACCACUUAUCUUCAUCGUUGAAUUGGUAGGAAUGGUCUCAUUCUGUGGCCACCAACGAAGUCCCGAAUUCAAUGUUCUGAGAUGUACUGACAAUGUACUGAGAAAACUAAUAAGUAUUUUUGAAAAAUUAAAACACAGAAUGAAAGACUACUUUAUUACCGAGGGUCGAAAGCCCCUUAGAAUAAAGAAAACGUUUCUUCUGAAUGAAAUGUUUGUAAUUAAAAAUGACACUAAAUUUUCUCUUUUAUUUUCACCCCUGUAACAUAUUAAAAUAAACAAUUAUAGAAGUUUUCAGGGACUUUCGGCCCUCGGUAAUGUAAUCUUUCUUUCUGCGUUUAAAUUUUUCAAAAGUAUUUAUUAGUUUUCUCAGGAUUCGAAAAAAAUGGAUACAUUUAAAACACAUUGAAAAUUUUGACAUGGCUCAACAUUUUGCUCCGUUCUCCUUAAGUAAAAGUUAUAAUUUAUGUAAAAUUCCGAGCCUUAAUUAUAAAACCGUAAUUAAUUCAGAUAAUAGUAAAAAUGACGUAUUAUUAAAACAAGAAAUAAUUCUUUUGCAGGUAGGUACCUACUGAUGUCAGCAACCCCAAAAAUCACACCUAAAAUAGUAAAUAAGCAAGGGGUUGGAUUAGGUUAAAUUUUCACAAUCACAAGUUCUUCUACAACACGUUGCAAUGUCAUUUAAACUUAAAAAUAAAAAUUCACUUUGAAGAACAAUGUAAUUUUUUUCUUGGAAAUGGUUAACUUUAGAAAAAAAUGUUAUAGGACUUUUUUGUUCUACAUUGUGUAUUAUAUUUAUACCUUAAAGGAACGCACUAUUUUCGGGGACACCCUGUAUACUGUCUUAACUCGACAAAAGACGCUUUAUAAACAUCUUAGAUUGACAAAUGCCUUGCACAAGUCGAUAUGUGACAAUGUUUAUGUAUGGUACACCAUUGAUUUUGGUUAACCAUAUAAUGACUAAUGUCAUCUAACGACAAAUACUUGAACUAUAAACGUAACACUUUUUGAGAUAAUAUUUUGUAGUUUUAUUAAACUGCUGGUGCAAUAAAACCGUUUUUAUUAUUAUUUUUUUGAGUUGUGACACUAUUUAAGCGGAGGUGCGAUAUGGUAUGCACAUAUUAUGACAUACACUAUAUGUUGUGAUUGUAUCUUCUACAAUGACAUUUUUUAUUUACUAACACAUACUUUGUGUAUUAAUGUGUACACUGAUAUUGUAUCUGUGACAAGAUAACCAAAAAUUUGAUUUAUAUCCUUUAAAAACUGACUCAUUUCGAUCACCUACUAUGUUGGUGAAUAUUGCUGUAUACUUAAUUUAGGAUUAAACUAUUUAGUUUUGUAUUAUUUGUGUACAUAGUCGUAGGAUUUUCAUUAGAGUUAAUCAUAUGUGUCUAAUAAAAAUAAAUUAGGCCAA
Messenger RNA from Diabrotica virgifera virgifera (western corn rootworm), 3115 nucleotides. RefSeq names its product B-cell CLL/lymphoma 7 protein family member A (gene BCL7-like). The record is from RefSeq and is a predicted model, not a curated record. Lineage: Eukaryota; Metazoa; Arthropoda; Insecta; Coleoptera; Chrysomelidae. The transcript has 3 exons. The coding region runs from base 183 to 581 and encodes 132 amino acids.